This is a messenger RNA of Ichthyophthirius multifiliis, 1950 nucleotides long. RefSeq names its product oxysterol-binding protein, putative. Gene Ontology annotation, molecular function: sterol binding. Lineage: Eukaryota; Ciliophora; Oligohymenophorea; Hymenostomatida. The record is from RefSeq and is a predicted model, not a curated record. The transcript is spliced from 3 exons. Gene Ontology annotation, cellular component: intracellular membrane-bounded organelle; membrane; cytosol.
AUGGAGGGAUAUUUAAAAAAAUGGAUUAAUUUAUUUUAAUAAUGGAAAUAUCGUUAUUUCAUAUUACAUGAAGAUUGUCUUCAUUAUUGUGAUACUAAAGGAAGUUAGAUAAAAGGUACAAUUCAUUUAAAAAUAGCGAAUAUAGCCCAAACAGCAGAUGAUCCUUUACGAAUUAUAAUAAAUUCAGGAACUAAUUAAAUUGAAAUAAAAGCACCUAAUAUUCAUUCUUAAAAAUAAUGGCUUUAAAAAUUGUAAGAAGUUUAAGAUUAUGCAAGAUGUUAAUUUGAUUCUCUAACUUUAGAAUAAUUAGAAUAAUUAAUAAAAGUCAAUAAAACUUUGGAUCCAGCAUAUAAGAAAAUGCUUAUAACUUCAAAUAAUUAAAAAAUAGAAAAAUCUUUAGUUGAAGUAUAUGAAAAUGGAGCUAAAUUAGAUGAAAUUUUAUCAGAAUUACUUCCUUAAAUUUCAUCAACUAAAUAAAAGGAUUUAGUUGAUAAUUUGUAAAAAUACACACAUUAGAUUAAAGUAUUGUUUAUUUAAAUAAUAUCAAUAUCUAUUAUGUUUUUAUAAAUCAUAUAUAUAUAUCUUUAUAGUGAUGAUACUUAUUUUUAUAAAGUUUAAUAAUCUUAGUGUAUUUUGGAAGAUUUUUAAAAAAUUAAUAACUAAAAUUAAAUUAUUCCUUAAUAAAAUUAAAUAGUGUCUUAAACUUCAUUAGUAGCAUUUUUUAAGGAUAGAUGUUAAGUCAAAUAUAGACUUUUGACCAGUAAUCCUGCUUAUUUAGCAACUGAAAUAAGCAAUGAAGCUAUAAGAACGAAAUUACCUAAAGAAAAAGACCCGAAUGAAAAAAUUAAUAUAUGGUCAAUUCUUAAAGAUUCUAUAGGAAAAGAUUUAUCUAAAUUUGCUGUGCCAGUUUAUUUAAAUGAACCAAUAAGUAUGUUAUAAAGACUUGCUGAAUAAAUGGAAUAUUCGGAAGCAUUAGAUAAGGCAAAUGCAUAAGACGAUUCAUGCUUAGCUCUAUGCUUUGCAAUGGGAUUUGCUGCUAGUGUAUAUGCUGGUACUAUAAAUAGGACAAAGAAGCCUUUUAAUCCUUUAUUAGGUGAAACUUUUGAAUAUGUAGAUGAUUUGAAAGGGUAUAAAUUUAUUAGUGAAUAAGUAAGUCAUCAUCCUCCUAUAAGUGCUGGAAUUGGAGAAAGUAAGAACUUUAUAUUUUAGGGAGAUUCUAAUAUAAAGAAUCAGUUUUGGGGAAAAUCGUUUGAAGUGAAACCUUUGGGACAUUUUCAUAUUUUUUUGAAGAGAAAUAAAUGGGAUAUUACGUUCAAAAAAUGCACGACGGCAGUGAAAAAUAUAUUCAUUGGAUAAAUGUAUAUAGAUCAUUAUGGGGUUAUGGAAUUCAAAAAUCAUACUACAGGGGAUUUUGGGGAACUUAAUUUUCAAGAAAAAGGGGCGUGGAGUGAUAAAGGAUAGUAUUAAAUUGAAGGUUGGGUCAAUAAUAAGGAUAAUAUAUGUGCCUAUAAAUUAAAUGGGAAAUGGAAUAGUGAUUUAAUUUGUAAAAAUGUCAAUACUGGGGAAAGUUUGGUAGUCUGGAAAAGAUAUUAAUUACCAGUAGGGUCAGAAAAGUAUUAUUAAUAUACUUUAUAUGCAAUGUAGUUGAAUAAUUUAAAUAAAGAAAAUAUUAAAUGGAUAUGUCCAACAGAUAGUAGAUUAAGACCAGAUUAAAGGGCUUUGGAAUAUGGAUUACUUGAUAUUGCUGCAGAUGAAAAAUUUAGGUUAGAGCAAAAGUAAAGGGCAAGGAGAAAGGAAAAUGAGUUAUCAGGAAAAUAACAUGAUAUUGUGUUUUUUGAAUAGAAAUUAGAUUAACUUACAGGAGAGUUGGAGUAUAAAUAUAAAGGAGGAUAUUGGGAGGCUAGAGAAAAAUAAGAUUGGAGUUAGUUACCGAUUUUAGAUUUAUAUUGA